AUGCAUUUCACCACAACCACCCUCCUCACCCUCCUCGCCGCCGUCAGCGCCGCCUCCUCUGUCCAGAACCUCGACCGCUGGGUGGUAACUAUCAGCCACGACUUCGCCGGCGGCGCUGGCUACAGCGAGAAACUGCACGCGGAAUUCCACUCCCCUUCCUACGAUAAGGCCCUCGUAACCGACUGCAAGGCUUCUUAUACCUAUUUGAAGGGACGUACAACGCCGAUUUGCACGUCGGAUUCGCUGACGUAUGAUUAUAAUAAUCAUACUCAGGUUUUCACUAUGCGCCAGUGUAUCACCAAGCCAUCCAAGAUGGUGGUGACGGGUGAAUCCACGGUCGAUAUCAAGGUGAAUGGUGGGAAGGAUCUGAGGCCUUAUACUGGUACAUUUACUGUUCCUGUUACGCAUGGGAAACUGGAAAAUAAUUGGAUCGCAUAA
Molecule: messenger RNA, 438 nt
Organism: Bipolaris oryzae ATCC 44560
Lineage: Eukaryota; Fungi; Ascomycota; Dothideomycetes; Pleosporales; Pleosporaceae
Exons: 2
Coding region: 1-438 (145 amino acids)
Source: RefSeq, a predicted model, not a curated record